Molecule: messenger RNA, 1506 nt
Organism: Spodoptera exigua (beet armyworm)
Lineage: Eukaryota; Metazoa; Arthropoda; Insecta; Lepidoptera; Noctuidae
Source: the annotation of a GenBank genome assembly
GAGUCGUUAUCAAGAGCCCGCCUACAAGCGCAGGAGCGCAGGAAACAAGCUCAGUCGACUGAUCGUUGAUCAGACAGAGGCGCGCGCGCAAUACACCGUGUGGACACGAUCGACCGUGCUACGGCGAAACAAAAAUAAUUAAAUUCUUAACAGAAAUUCAAUAAUGAAAAUGAGUUUCACGAUGGACGCCGAAGCAGAGGCUGAUGCCCUGACCGCAAAAAUUAUCACAAUGGUAUGCCUGUUCGGGAUAUCCAUGAUAACUGGCUGCUUGCCAUUACUUAUAUCCCUAAAGUGGGACUGGUUCAAGACGGGAGAUGCCAACCUACGUAACUCCAAUCAGCUGGUAAUGGGUUUACUGGCAUUCGGAGGGGGAAUCCUGUUCGCGACCACCUUCAUGCACUUGUUGCCCGAAGUCGAUGAAAACAUUGAACAUUUACAAGAUGAAGGUGAACUUCCUGAGUUUCCAUUGUUCCUCGCCGGGCUGAUCAUGUGCGCAGGCUUCUUCAUGAUCUACUUAAUAGAGGAGUUGGUGCACCUGUACAUCAACAGUCGAGAGAAUAAGAAAAGGAAUAACUCCUUCGCCAAGCCUUUUAAAAUGAGGAAGAGUUCGUUGACCUCUGGCAGGUCUAUUGAGGCGGCUACUACUGCUGCAGAACUGAGUCAGAUCGAGGCUAAUGGGAAAAAAGAAGAGCAGAACCACUUGCCACUGCAAGACCAUGACUCUGUGGCUGGAGCGCUCAGGGGUCUGCUGAUUGUGUUGGCGCUGUCCAUCCAUGAACUGUUCGAGGGUCUCGCUGUAGGAUUAGAGUCUUCUGUAGCAAAUGUCUGGUACAUGUUUGCUGCGGUAUCUGCCCACAAGUAUAUAAUUGCGUUCUGCAUCGGCGUGGAGUUGCUCGCGUCAGGCACGAAGAAAUGGCUGUCAAUAGUGUACAUCUUCACUUUCUCCUUCAUGUCAGCUCUUGGUAUUGGAGUCGGGAUCCUGCUGGUCGGUGGCGCGGGCGCUGCUGAUGCCGGCGUCUAUUCCGUCGUGUUACAGGGUCUGGCGUGUGGUACCCUGGUGUACGUAGUGUUCUUCGAGGUAUGGAAGGGCUGCAACGGUCUAAUGCAGUUUUCUUGCGCUCUCUUCGGAUUCGCUGUCAUGGUCGGUCUGGAGCUCAUAGUCGAACUUGUGAUGUGAAAACACCACAACUGACGACUGGAACGACGUGGAAUCAUUGAAAUUGAAGUUAUAUUUAUAUUUAUACAUUUUCUACUUCGAAUAGUCACGUUUGACAAGUAAAUACAGUCAACCGAUAAAAAUUAAUGUGACAAAAUGUCCGUCUAAGCAGUAUUGGCUCGUUGCUUAGAAAAUCCUGGUGUAAAAUGGGUUGGACGUGACUAUCCGAGGCUAUGAAAGGUACCUAGUCAAUGUAAGUGCUACUCAGUCUGUCAGUCGACUGAGUAAUUCUAACGAUACGGUCCAGUUAGUUCCUUGUUUAUAAUAUUGUAAGUAUGUAAAUAAACGUU